AUGGACAACAACCACAACGUUUACAACGGUUUCUUCCAACAUCUUCUCGACGCAAACCCUAAUAUUGGCCAGCAGAUAGGCCAAGUAUUACAGAACCUCGUUCGCGGCAUGGCGCAUCACCCUCCACCACCACCACCACCUGCUGCAGACCAGCACCCUCCAGAGGAUGACCCCGAACUCGCCGAUUUACCCCCUCUAGAGACCGUGUCCGAGGAGGAUCCGCAGGACUCUACAGAUAGUCCAAUGGACGCUACUGAGGAAGCUCUAGCGCAUCAUGAACAGUCACAGGCGAGCUUCUCGCCGACACCGCUACAUCAUACACAGCCGGCAGACUCUAUGCCGUCUCUAGCUUCCGUCUCGAGUCCCUCCAUCAGUGACGUCGAUAUGCAUGACGUGGAGAUGACUGUAGAUCCAAGCCAGCCUCUGGCUGCGGAGUCUUCUACUCCCGCUGAGCCUGGGCCUUCGACAAUCCGCGGCGCGCGUCGUGCAAGGGUCGACGAUGAAGAGGACGAGGAGAAUAUGCGGGAGACCAACCGCCAACGCAUGCAUUCUCCUGAGGUCCAUAAUCAGGAGCUUCCCGGUGCUGCACCGCAACCGGCACACCAGGCCCCCAAUCCUCACGCUCCCGGCAACGCUCCUAAUCCGCCGCCAUUGUUCAGUCGGAUUGUCUACUCGUUCGACAUUAUCCCUCCUCCACCACCUCCUACGGACGGUGCUCAACGUGCGGGUGCACAGACGGAUCCGCAUGCUCCCGCGCAGCUACCAGACCAUCUGCCUCCUCCCGCCAUUCCCAUGAUUAACUUAUCAUUCAACGUUCCUAUCACCCCGCCGGGCACUGGUGCGCCAGCAGGGGCUGCUGGGGAGCCUGCUCCCGACGGUGUACGUCCUAAUGCACCCCCACAUGAAGGGAUGGAUGCCAACUAUAUGCGGCAAUUCUUACAGCAAAUGCUGGGUGGGAACUUUCAAGUAGGUGACCCGACCCUCGUCUUCGGCGGUCCUGGGGACUUUGCUGCAUUUCCAUUCCCGUUCGGGAUGCAUCGCGAGGAGCCGGAUGAUCCUGACCGCGCGAAGAGGCUUGUUGCUGGAUUGGACGAAGUACCGCUUGGGCUUGUGCGGAGGAUGGAGCGUGUUGGUGGCUCGGGUACCUCGGAGGGAGACUCUCCACUAUGUGCCAUUUGUUGGGAGAGGUUGACGGACGUGGAUGCGGGUGGGUUCGAAUUGGAACCCGAGGUAACCGAAGGUUUCGACGCCGCAUCUGCUGGUGAGGGUGCCGGCACCGCCGGGUCAAAGGUAGUGGACGUCAAGAAGAUCGUUGUACUGCCGUGCUCCCACGUCUUCCACACUUCUUGCCUAUUUCCGUGGUUCUCCAAGCCGCAUCGUACGACAUGCCCCACAUGUCGUUUCGAUAUUGACCCGGAUUCGCUGACCUACUCGCCGAGGCGGAGACCUCAACGACCACAAACGCAGCCCCAAACUCCCCUUCCCACUGAUGCACAGCCUACUCCUACUGCAGUUGGCUCUGAAGGGCGGGUUCGCCCUCAGCCAGAGGCUCAGGCGGGCGCAGGUGUGCCACCGAUUCCUGGCGAUGGGCCGAAUGCAGCACCUAGACCAAACCAAGGGCGCCCUGCAGGCCAGAGGUUGCCACCAUUCAUCGCUCUCGACUUCAACGUCUUCGUCCCCGUAGUCACUAACGACGGUGUGCCAGCGCCAAUGCCAGUGCCUAUGCCUCCGGCUCCUGGUACUACCGCUGCGGGCCUCGGCGCAGGCACGCUUCCUGGCUUCACUCACUUGGAAGAAGAAGCAGCUCGUGGGCUGUUCGAACGUCUGUUCGGUGUUGGCCCUCAUCCAGCGGGCGCUGGCGCCCACGGCGGUCCACAGCCUCAACUACAUCAGCCCGUGGAUACUACUCCCGCUGGCGGUGCUCCUGCUGGUCAGGCCAACCUAGAUGGCGGUGCACCAGAUGUCCAAGGAGCAGGCCCAAAUGGUCCAUUCCCCACAUUCGAGUCAAUGUUCGUGGGCCCUACCCCACAUUUCUUCGAGGCGUUCCCUCCGGCGAUGAUGCAUCCGCCCGUGGAUGUGCCCGUCAAUAUAGGCGGUCGUUUCCAGCGAGGUCCACGUCCGCCGAAACCCCAAUGGACUUUGCCCGCUGCCCCUGGUCCUACUUUGCGGCAACGCAUUGAGCGCAAAGAGCACGAGAUGGGGCUACGAUGCUCGGACGUGAGCUGUGGGCUCGGCCCCUCCGACGAAGAACCCCUACCUACCGGAGAUGCCAAUGCUUUGCGCCAACUUUCUAUCCAUCCCUUCGGCAAAGGCAUGGACGAGAAGGUAUGUGAACACACGUUCCAUCCAUCCUGUCUUGUCAGUGCCGAGCGCGUUGCCGGAUGGGGCGGCGAGGACAAGAAAGAAGGAGAGGUUGAAGUAUCGUGUCCGACCUGCAGGGCCGUCGGCUACAUCUCGCGGGCGGACUGGGACGAGGGCGCGUGUGCGCUCGUGUAG
Molecule: messenger RNA, 2496 nt
Organism: Sparassis crispa
Lineage: Eukaryota; Fungi; Basidiomycota; Agaricomycetes; Polyporales; Sparassidaceae
Exons: 2
Coding region: 1-2496 (831 amino acids)
Biological process (GO): protein ubiquitination
Cellular component (GO): cytoplasm
Molecular function (GO): ubiquitin protein ligase activity
Source: RefSeq, a predicted model, not a curated record